Knipowitschia caucasica is the source of this 5445-nucleotide messenger RNA. The record is from the annotation of a GenBank genome assembly. Lineage: Eukaryota; Metazoa; Chordata; Actinopteri; Gobiiformes; Gobiidae.
AUGGAGGAGGACACGCCGGAGAAGGAGGGGCUCGUCCUGCAGAAGGAGAUCGUGUACAAUGCCCUGUUGCCUUACGCGGACCGCCUGGAGCCCGAGGCCAAUCAGCUCCUGGCGGAUAUCAAAGCCAACCUGUCCCGGGCCGUGCUGGUGCGAGAACUGUGGCCCGGGACCGCCUUCUGGUGCAGGAAACUAUUCUCGUUCCUGAAGUUGUACGGACGCCGCUUCAGUAAAGACGACCACAUCCUGUUCGUGAAGUUACUGUACGAGUUGGUGACGCUCCCAAACCUGGAGCCGUUCAUGACGCAAAGCUACGCCCGCCUUCUCAUCCUGCUGCUCAAGAAGAAGGAGCUGCUGUCCCGGGAUGACUUACAGUUGCCAUGGAGACCACUGUACGACCUUUACGAGAGGGUGGUCUACUCCAAAACAGAGCACCUCGGACUUGUCUGGUUUCCCAACUCAUUGGACCACAUCCUCAAAGCGCUGGUUAAAAGCUGCCGCCUGUAUUUCCCGGCUUCUUCCACUCAGGAGAUGCUGGACGAGUGGCGCCCCCAACUGUGCGUGUUUGACGUGGCCAUGCAGAAGGCCAUAAGCAACAUGGAGCUUUUUCUUCCCACCAUUACCCCUGUGGCCGAACACUCUCAAGGCUGGAAAUUGUGGUUUGACGAAUUAAUCACUCUGUGGAUGUCAGUGCAAAACCAGCCGAGUUGGGAAGGACAUCUGGUCAAUCUGUUUGCCCGGUUGGCCAACGACAACAUCGGCUACGUGGACUGGACGCCCUACAUCCCCACGAUCUUCACUAGAAUCCUGCGCAGCCUGAAUCUCCCCGUCGGCGUCAGUCGGAUGGUGGCUCCUCGAUAUCUCACCAACACGUACGAUCCCGGUCACCUGGUGUUGUGGAUCACAGCUUUACUGGGUGGUCCAGGAAACCCAGCCCAGAAAGAGCUGACCUGCCUCUUCAACAGCAUCGCGUCCUUCUACCAUCCGUCCAACCACGGGCGCUGGCAGGCUCGGCUGAUGCGACUUCUUCAGCGUUUGCCGGCAAGCGUGGUGAGGCGAGUGCACCGUGAGCGCCACGCUGCCCCCGGCUGGAUCACGCUGGUCCCUGCGUCAAAGAGACUCACCGACGAAGACCUGAGGGCGUUCUCUCACAGCCUGUUAGGCGCGGCCCUGCUGGCCAUGUUCAGUAAAACAGGCAGCACUGACGCGGCGUACGCUCUGCAGAACUUGGCACUCCUCACUCCAGAGCUCAUCAUUCCACCCGUGCUAGAGAAGACGUAUGCCGCAAUGGAGACUCUGACAGAGCCACACACUCUCACAGCCACUCUGAGCUGCAUGAUCGGCAUGGCCCGCAGCCUGGUGUCGGCCAACAACACUUACCCAGAAGGCCGAGCGCACGUGGUCCCUCUGCUCAUGGGCGCCCUGCCUGGAGUGGACCCCAACGACUUCAGCAAGUGCAUGAUAACGUUUCAGUUCAUUGCCACCUUCACGGCGCUGGUGCCUUUAGUGGACUGCUCCUCAGCCGCCUCCGAACACCCAGGACUCACUGAGAUGGAGAAGGAUCUCUGCUGCGCGUCGGCUGAAUUUGAAGACUUCGUUCUUCAGUUUCUCGACAGGUGCUUUGCGUUAAUCGACAGCUCCACUCUGGAACAGACGAGAGACGAGACGGAGACGGACACCCAGACCCAGCUGGAGAGCCUGGUGGAGCUGGGCCUGUCCUCCACCGUCAGCACUAUCCUCACACAGUGCUCCAUCGAGAUUUACAAGGUGGCGCUGCAAAAGAUUUAUAAUUUUGCCACGUCGAACAUCUUUGAGACGUGCGUGUCUGGGAGGAUGGUGGCCGACAUGUGCAGAGCAGCGGCCAAGUGCCAUCCUGCUGUGUCGCUCCGUCUGUUUGUGCCUCAGUGCUGCAGCGUCAUCUUCAACAUCACCAACAAUGAGGAGCUGCAGAACGAAGAGGAUUUGGACAAAGAGCUGCUCUGGAACCUUCAGCUUCUGUCGGAGGUCAGUCGUGUGGACGGGCAGCAGCUGUUGCAGUUUCGCUCAGAGCUGGAGAAGGUGCUGAGACUUUGUGCCAGAGUCCACUGUAAACGCGCCUACACUCUGGCCUGCAGUCUGCUGGAGCACAUCCUGCGAUCUCUGUCCCUCAUCUAUCCCACCGAGUACAGAAGCACGGCCAGCGGAUUCAGCACAGACCUGCCCAUCAAGGACUGGGGCAGAGACGGAGACGUGACAGCCCUGGGCGUCUGUUGGCACGUUCCGAGCGAUGAGGAGCAGAGCUUUGCGUUCCAGCUGCUGCAGAGCCUUUUGAAACCGGAACUCAGGCGCAUUCAAGAGCACGUCUCCGGAGGCCAGCCCCUGAGCCGUGAGGAGCUGUUGCAGAGCCUGGCCAUCGUACAGCACUGCUUAUUAGGAGCUGGGAGCCUUCUGCGGCCUCUGGAUGGACCGCACGUCGCUGACCUUGUGCCCUCCAUGGUGAAGCUGGGGGAGAUCAGGCUGCACAUAGGGGUGGACUACGAUGAUUCACAGGAGAACUACAGAGAGUCCAUAUGCCAAACCAUGCAACUGCUGCUACACCACAUUCUGGAACAUUCCGAGGACGACACCAAGUCACUCUUUGUCAUCAUUAAGAUCAUCAACGACCUCAUGUUUUUCCGCGGCACUCACAAAAAGGAGUUUGAUUCGCGGUGGAAGAGCUUCACCCUGGUCAAAAAGUCCAUGGAAAACCGGUUGUUGGGCAAGAAGAAGCAUAUAAGAGCCCUGCUUAUAGACCGAGUCUUACUGCAACAUGAGAUGAGAAAGUUGGUGGUAGAAGGCUGCGAAUACAAAGUCGUACAUCAAGACCUGUUGUCUGACCUCCUGCUGCUGUCCACCAGCUCCUACAGCCAGGUUCGCAGCCGGGCUCAGACUGUGCUCAUGGCGGCUUUAGGAACAUACAGUUUUUCCUACAGAGACGUUAUUCCUCGGGUUUUGCAGCUGCUGGGCCCUGAACACAUCACGGCAUCGCAACAGCAGUUUAAGGGCGCCCUCUACUGUCUGCUGGGAGGACAGAGUGGCCUGUGUCUGGCCAGUGUGAGGGACUGGGACGGGAUCAGUGAGGUGUGGCCCGCCUUGGUGCGCUGCGGCCUCUCCUCCUCCAUGACGCUGGAAAACCCCUCCAUCGGAGAGCUGCUGGACGAUAUCAUUGAUCGUAUUCACAGACAGCACGACACCACUGGGAUCUUCUUUGUCGUCUCAGAGGACUGUGUGAAAAUUGCCAAUCAAAUCUCUAAGUCCCGAAACCCGGCUCCGGCCUUCGACGCCCCCACGGUGGAGGAGCUAAAGGAGGGGCUUCAACGGCAACGUAUACGCAACGUGGUCAACUCCAGGAAGUACGAGAAGCUUGUGAACGACCUUUUGGAUUGCCUGGAAGACCGAGACCUUCCGUGGAAGUUCGAACACAUGUGUGCAGACCUGCUGUCACUGCUCCUCCGGGACGACCACCCACUGCCCCCAGACGCCGUCCUGUACUUCACCCAGGGCCUGGUGCACGACUCCAUCAGCAUCAGAAAGGUCGCCAUAGCGGCUGUGGCUGGGAUCCUUAAACAGCAGAAGAGGCCCCGGCUGAAAAUCACAGUGAAGCCUUCUGACAUAAGUGGUGUGGAGGACCCAGAGGGCGUGUGUGUGGGGGACCGGGCCUCCAACCGCUGGCUGCAGUACGACAGCAGCAACCUCCCCAUCACGGAGCACCAGUGGGACACACAGCCCUAUGUGGAGAAGACUCAUGUGGGCUACUACUCCUGGCCCAGGGAAAUGAUGAUCUAUGCAGGUUGUGAAAAGGCAAAAGAAGACCUGUCCUACGAGGAGAUGAGUGAGGGUGAUAAGAUAAUUCACGAAUACUUCACAGACGCAGAGUUCAUUGAGCAGCUCAUCGAGUUCCUUUCACUGGAGGAGCGCAAAGGCAAAGACAGCUUCAACCCGCGACGCUUCUGCCUCUUCAAGGGCCUGUUCCGUAACUAUGGCGACGCCUUCCUCCCGUUGCUAUGGCCACACCUGGAGAGUCUUUCGGCCGACCCCCACGAGAGCUCUCAGCGCUGCUUGUGUGAGAUCACCGCCGGCCUGAUCCGAGGGAGCAAACUCUGGAGCUUCAGCAAGGUGGAACGGCUUUGGCAGCUUCUGUGCCCUUUGAUCAGGACAGCUCUGGCCAACAUCACCGUGGAAACGUACACCGACUGGGGAACAAGCAUUGCUACUGCAUGUGAGGGACGCGACCCCCGGAAGCUGCACUGGCUUUUCGAGCUGCUGAUGGAGAGCCCCCUGAGCGGAGAGGCAGGCUCCUUCAGGGAUGCCAGCCUGCUGUACGUGCUGCAGGGGGGUCUGGCGCAGCAGCAGUGGAGAGUGUCUGAGUUAUUACAUCGUUUGCUGAGUUUCCUGGAGCCCAGACUGCCCCAUGUGUACAAGGACGUGAGGGAGCGCAUCGGCAGUGUGCUGACCUACAUCUUCAUGAUCGACGUGGCGCUGCCCCACACCAGCACCACCUCCUCCCCCCACGUGGCCGAGUUCGUGGGCCGGGUCCUGGACCGACUCAAGCCCCUGACGUCGGAGCCCGAGAUCCACAACCACGUCCAGGAGGGGAGCACCCACGGGAGCAGCGACGAGCGCACCCAGGCUGUCAAACUGCUCAAGACGGUUUUGAAAUGGUUGAUGGCGAGCGCCGGGCGGACCUUCACCACGCCGGUUCAACAGCAGCUGCAGCUGUUGCCGCUACUUUUCAAGAUUGCACCGGUGGAGAUUGAUGAAAGCUAUGAUGAGAUGAAGCAGGAUGCGCGCACGUGCCUCUCGCUCAUGUCCCAGGGCCUGCUGUACCCGGAGCACGUCCCCUCGGUUCUGGCGGCGCUGGAGGAGAUGUCGCUGAAGCGGUCGUGGCACUCUCGCUUCUCCGUCCUCACGUACCUCCAGAUCAUGGUCUUCUACAACCUGUUCACGCUGCUCAGUCUACCACAGGAAGUGCUCCGUAUCAGGGCUCUGGUCAUGCAGCUGCUGCUGGACGAACAACUGGAGGUGCGGGACAUGGCCGGCACCACCCUCAGUGGACUGCUGCAGUGUCACUUCUUUCCCCUGGACUCUGGUCUGCACUCCAAGCUGCACACGCUGAGUCAGACCGCGGUCCCCAGAGCUCGAGGAGAGAUCGCCUCCACAGACCUGGUGCGUCGACAUGCCGGGGUGCUGGGCCUGAGCGCCUGCAUCAUGUCCAGUCCCUAUGACGUUCCCGAGUGGAUGCCUCAGAUCCUGAUGGAGCUUAGUGACCACCUCAAUGACCCCCAGCCCAUAGAGAUGACGGUGAAGAAGACCCUGUCGGAGUUCAGACGCACUCAUCACGAUAACUGGCAGGAGCAUCGUCAGAGCUUCACUGACGAUCAGCUCCUCGUGCUCACAGACCUGCUGGUGUCGCCCUGCUACUACGCCUGA